UCUCUCUCUCUCUCUCUCUCCUUCUCUUCCUCUUCAGCUUUUCUCUCUCUCUCUCUCUCUCUCUCUCUCUCUCUCUCUUCUCCUCUCUUCAGCUGCUUGUGAGAUUGAUAGGCUGAGAUCGGUUAGUUAACGUCGUCAAAGCAGCAAUUUCCAGUCGCCGUCAAUGGCUAUGUAUAUUCGAGUAAAGCGUAAUAAAACAACAUAUUUUUUACAAUGUGAACCAACUGAGACUAUUGAAGACAUCAAAAAGAAGUUGCAUGUUCUUAUUGAUCAUCCAGUUAAUGAUCAACGAUUGAUUCUACCAACAACUGGUGAAGUGUUGGAAGAUUCAAAGUCAUUGGCUGAACAGAAGGUUGAAAAUGAUGCUAUUGUUGCACUGACUCUUAGAAGAGAUAACAAUGAAUUUGAAGAUGUAGACAUUGUUAGACCAGAUGACUUCUACCCAAAUCGCGAAAUUGAGGGUGGUGCAAAUUGGUGAGAAAGAAAGAAAGAAAGACAGACAAACUGGUAAUGAUUCACUGUUUGUGAUAGUUAUUCAAUUGUGUCUGUCCCAUAGAAAUAGUUGAAAAGAAGAAGCUGCAUCCUACUUAAUUUAAUUUGGCUUUUUUUUGGAUGAUUUGACAGAGUUCUCCUAAAAUGUAAUGAAUGUUAAAGCUUAAACUUGCUUUCAUGAUGAUCUUACUUGUUUUGACA
This is a messenger RNA of Impatiens glandulifera, 693 nucleotides long. RefSeq lists its product as uncharacterized. Gene Ontology annotation, molecular function: protein binding. Bases 164 to 478 code for a protein of 104 amino acids. Lineage: Eukaryota; Viridiplantae; Streptophyta; Magnoliopsida; Ericales; Balsaminaceae. The transcript has 4 exons. The record is from RefSeq and is a predicted model, not a curated record.